Molecule: messenger RNA, 576 nt
Organism: Bursaphelenchus xylophilus (pine wood nematode)
Lineage: Eukaryota; Metazoa; Nematoda; Chromadorea; Rhabditida; Aphelenchoididae
Source: the annotation of a GenBank genome assembly
AUGCCGAUUGAAGACGCAGAAGGAGAUGAUGAACGGAGAGCCAAGGAUGGCUAUGAUCUCGCCCGAAUACGUCUUAACAGAUUGUUGGCCAAUCCUGUAAGUUGUUUUUGUAGAAUAAUUAUACAAAUUUAGGAUAAACCCGUGGUAAUACCGGAAAGGAAAGAAGCCGCUAAACCCAAACCACCCCCUGAUUUCGUUCGUAACGUUGUUGGUUCUUCAGCUGCUGCUGGAAGUGCAGAAUUUCACAUUUACCGAAACAACCGGCGAAAAGAAAUGAAUCGACUGAAUUAUUUGGAAAAGGAAUAUCAGGACAGAAAGAAGGAUGAAGAAUUUGAUGAAAAACUGCAAGAAAGGCGUAGAGCCGAAGAAGAAAGGACCGAGAAGAACAGGAAGAAGCGAUUGAAACGGAAACAGCGGAUUCAGGAGUUGAGGAAACAGAAAAAAAGGAAGGUAAGGGACGCAACUUUUAUCACCCAGUUCCAGGACGACUCGGAUGCUAGCGACUCGGAAGAUGAUUCAGAUUCUGAUAUACCAUUAGCAGACAAUAAGGACGCCAGUAAUCAUGAAGAUUAUUAA